AAAUCAUGUUAUGUGCUCCUAACUUUUUAAAGUGGAGAGCACCAGUGCUACCAAUUUAAAAAGUUUAUUUUGAGCCCUGAAUUAAAUACAGUACUCUAGCCUACACAGGAAAACAUGAAUGCUUCUGCUUUUAGAAGCUUAUUCAGUGAGUUGUUGCAGUGUUCAGUUUAUAACAUGUCAUGAAUAUUACUCACUAUAAUAUGUAUUUGCUUGAACUGAAUCACACACAGGGCCUAUCGUUGGCUAUAACUUGGGCAAAGUUUAUUAUGAGAGUGGCCUUGGCUUUAUCUGUUGAGGGUGUGUCUUUCUUUCCAUGUCAUAAAAUGUGUGGUGUGUUGUGAGCAACUUAAACGGAAGGCCUCGAGCCUUGGAGACCGGAAGGAAGAUGGCUCCAGCAUGGCCGGACAGAAUGGCGAUGCUAGCUAGAUACAACUAGAGGACGAGAAGGAUGACAGUUUCUGGAGUGGAAGAAUAUUGAAUCUGAUGGAAGACUGUGAUAAAGGAAAAUGGAACAAAAGGGGCUAAAGUUGUAAAUGAGCAUAGGUUUUUGGGUGGAGUACGAUUCACUAACAAUAAUGCUUUUUUUUGGGAGAUCCAUUUUGAAGUAUCAAGGAUGGUAAAGGAUGCAUUAGGAAAGGUGGAGUUGGUCAGAGAGACCAGAAGUGGUUUUGUUUUAAUUUCUUGUGUGCCGAAAGAGCAGAAGGAAAAGGCAUUAAGGCUCUACAAACUAUCGACAAAUGAAGUGGAGAGUUUCGAUUUUUGGAGCAGAGCACCGUUAAAAGGUGUAAUCUCUCAUGUCGCAUUGGAUUUUGAGGCCUUGUGGUUUGAAGGAACAUAUCAGGAGGAGUUGGAGCACGCUGUCUGAAUCGUGCAGUGGAUGGAAAAAGAUGGGAAAGCAUGUUGGUAUUGUUGAUGUUUGAUGAAGAGUGUCUCCCUUCACAUGUGAAGCUGGGAUAUGUGAGAUAUGCAGUGAGUGCUUUCAUGUCCAAGCCGUGUUUUGCCGGAAUUGCAAAAGGUAUGGCCGCGUAUCAAGUGUGUGUCGAAGGAAUGAAGAAUCUGAGGAUGUACGGUGUUGCAAUUGUGUUGGAAAUCACAUUCCCAAUUCCCCGGAGCGCCCGGUUAGGGUAAAGGAGUUUGAACUGGCAAGGGUCAGGGCUGUACAGCAGGUCUCCUAAAAGGAGGGAUGCAAAAUAGGAGCUAGUGAAACUGAAGAUAUGGCAGUGGAUGCCCCGCAGCCUGUGGAGAUUCAGUGUUGUUCCACAGUUGAGGUAAACUGAUAUGCUGAUCGUGAAGAUGGAUUUUGUGACAUUUAUUGCACGUGAUUAAUUGUACUGCCUAAACCAACAAGAAGUCCAUGAAACUGUCCAUAAUUGUAUUUACAACUGAAAAGUUAUUGGGUCUCCAGGACUUCACAGCCGAAACAUUGCAAGGAAUACUGUCCGAAUAUGCUCUUCCUUUUCAGGUCCCAGAGCCUACAGGGCUCGGAGUUGACGUUUGAAUUUGACUGAAGAAGUACAUUGAUUUUUGCUUUUGUUUCUUUGUCUUUUGUUAAUUAUUUGGGAACAAUAUUAGUAUACAUUUUUUUAAAUCUCGUAUACUAACUUGUACAGUGGGUGACAGCAUGCACCUCUAACGUAUGUUUGCGGACCGCCAUAAUACCAUAGAAGAAGUAGUGCAACUUAAACACUCCAUGUUCAGUGAGCAAGUAUUUUGACAUGUGCUUCCUCUAUAACAUUAACCACAUGCUCUUACCUCACCAUAUUGCACACACAGCAAACAGAUAAGCCGCAUUGACAUCCCUUCCACACCCAGAUACAGAUACAGUAGAUAUCACACUAAGACUCUUGUUCCCAGCCUAACAAGCAAGGAGAAGCAUCAUUGGUUUGGCAUCACACAACCAGGCUAUACACUUUGAUAUAACAAACAGGUUAUUGGCAGACACUUGACUGAUGAUAUGGAAUAUUCAAACAUUUUGAUCAACAUUUUCCUACAAUUGUCAUUUAUCAUUGGCAACAAUGAGUGGAGCACGUGACUCGUGUUACUUUGUAGCACAGUGAGAAUUGUUUCAAAUUGGAAACAUCUCGGAAGGUGUGACUUGUGCGCUGCUACUACCAUUUACAGAAUGGGUCAAACGCGUUCUGGUCUCUCGUACUGGAAACCAACUGAGACAGCCAAACGAGUCCCUAUCUGCAUAUUUACCCGUGAGGGGCGAAGGGGUGACCGGUUUUACAGGAAUCUGAUGAAAACGAAGCAGUUGCCUUCGCCAGGCACAGGUCAACUGGAGGUAGGGCUUGUAAUCGGAUCUGGAGAUUCGGAAACCCUUCGUGGUCACGGGCGAGGAAAGUUGUUGAGAGGACAGACAGAGUCGGAGGUAGUGGACUACACCACCCCGGUCGCCGAAUACCCAUCUCGAAUUCAGUAUGAAAAGAUUCAGGCUCUCGACAGUGACGCUGUGAGCAAGGGAGCGGCCGAUUCUUCCUUCGAUGCGACAGGCUUGGAUACGCUGGCCAGAGGAUUCGAAAGAACCCGCUGCGUAGUUACGCAGCGCAGCAGCCCAGAAACAACUGGGGAGGAUCAUGUCUGGAAUGCCCCGGCUUGGGCCAUGGAAAACAAGCCAUUCGGAUUUGAUGAACAGGGUGGGGUUGCCUCCGAGGUCAGGGCGAUAUCGGGGGCUGUACCAUCGGAUGGUUCAGUCCAUUGGCGCAUAUCUGGAGAGGAGAAUUUAAAACUGACCCUGGCAUCACUGAGCUUGCGUUUGGACGAGCCUCUGACAAGUGGCGUGUCAGAACCGAUAGGGUAUGAUAUACCACACACAGAGUUAGAAAUGACCAAAUCUAACUUUCUCACUGCUUCUUGUGAGCCCGAAGCUGUCAGGAAAAAUGAACAAAGCGGUUGUUCCAUUGAGUCGGGGAACCAGGAGGACUCCUCGACUAACUCUCCAAAACAGCCACACGGACAGGUCAAAAGUCCACUAGGUAGCCAACGUUUCCCUGGUACUAUCCCAAAGCUUAUUAUAACCAGAGAUCCAAGCCCCAGUCUGACUCAGGAAACACUAGACCCAAGGACCAUGGAACUCGGAGUCGGUGGAUCAUCCCUAGAUCCAAACGCCGAUGAUGAGUCCCCCUGUUCGGACAGUGGCUGUGGAGGAUCCCCGGCGCUAAUGCGCUUUCGCCGAAAGCUCUCCAACUCGUCCUCCGCCGGCUGCGUAUCCUCCGCCUCGUCGUUUGAGGAGUCCGAGGAUGACUUCACCGGCAGCGACAUCGAGUCCAGCCUGUCCCCAGUCAUUUGCAACAUGCUGGGCAGUCCAGACGAAGGAAUGGGGACCAAGCAGUGGCAGAAGCUGAAAACUAUGGUGCACUGGUCUCCCUUCGUGUCCUUUAACAAGCGCUAUCCCUGGGUGCAGCUCGCUGGGCAUGCAGGUAACUUCCAUGCGGGGGAGUAUGGGCGUUUGUUGAAGCGCUACAGUGAGUGUGAGCAGCUGUGCCUGUUGAAGCUGAUGGGGGACAUUCUGCGGCCCUAUGUCCCUGGCUACUACGGCGUGGUGCAGAGGGACGAACAGGACUACAACCUAAUGGACGACCUCCUGGCUGACUUUGACUCUCCCUCCAUCAUGGAUUGCAAGAUGGGCAGCAGGACUUACCUGGAGGAGGAGCUCCUGAAGGCCAGGGAGCGUCCACGGCUCCGCAGGGACAUGUAUGAGAAGAUGGUGGCCGUGGACCCUGGGGCCCCUACGGCUCAGGAGAGGGCCCAACAAGGCAUCCUGAAGCCCAGAUACAUGCAGUGGAGAGAGACCCUCAGCUCCACUGCCACCCUGGGCUUCCGCAUCGAGGGCAUCAAGAGAGCGGAUGGGACAUGCAACACCAACUUUAAGAAGACCAAACACCGGGACCAGGUCAUGCAGGCCCUGGGAGACUUUGUUGAUGGGAACAUUCAGAUCCUGAAAGUCUACCUGCAACGUCUGGAGGAGCUGCGAUCUGUGCUGGAAAAAUCACAGUUCUUCAGAACACAUGAGGUGGUGGGAAGCUCCCUGCUGUUUGUGCACAAUGCGUCAGGCCAGGCCCGUGUGUGGAUGAUAGACUUUGGGAAAACGGUGCCCCUGCCUGCCCCCCUCACCUUGGACCACCGGACCCCCUGGAUCGAGGGCAACUGCGAGGAUGGCUACCUGUGGGGUCUGGACAACCUCAUAGACAUUCUCAGUACCAUGCUCCCCCCCAGCCGCUGAGAAAGAGCGGGCCGUGUGAGAGAGAACAAAGGGAUGGCCUGGAAGAGAGAGGAGGAGGAUGGAGAGGACACUCAUUCUAGUCAAAGAUGGAGAAUGAAAGUGGGGAAGAACAAAUGGCACUGGUCAUUACCCAAACUAGAUGUGAGACUGGUGAGAUGGAAAGGAAAGAAGGAUGACAGUGAAAGAGGCAAACGGAGGAGCACACAGAACAUGGUGGACACUCUUUUAGCCAGAGUGAGGAAACCUGUCCACACAACUAGCGGUGCCAUCCCCCAUCCACUUCUCUCAUUAUAAGAGCUAUGACGUCAACUAUCACUGCAGCAUGCACACACAGACACACUACUCUUCCUUCAUAUUAUCACAAGUAUGAUGAUAAUAUACUGAACUUUUCCAAUGGGAUAUAUCCUCAAGUGACCAAUGGAGAACAUUUUAUUUUCAUUAUGGACCACUUGACUUUAAUGCUUUUUAAACUAUUUUAUAUAUUUGUCAACACUAGAAACACUGGGGAAAAAAAGGUAUAUGUAAACUUUAUCUGGUCCUUUUAAUGUAAAUGCAGUUUAAUUUCAUCUGUUUGCCUUCACGAGUAGCCUCUUUACACUUUGUACUUUUUCUGUGCCUAGAUGUGGGAUUGGAGGCAGAAUAUUUUUUUAUAUAUCAUUCCAAAGUUUGCUGGAGAGUUGACCCAAAGUCUGUAACAUUAUUUUUUUGUAAGUUGGAUUGACACCUGGUGAAAACUGGAGGCUGUUGAUAGGCUCUCAGUCUGACCCCGUGUGGUGUCUGAUUUGGCAGAGUUGACCCAGCAGAUAAACUAACAGUGGUUCCCAACCAGGGUUACUAGGACCCCUGGGGGUACUUGGUCGAUCCACAGGGGGUACUUGAGAAUAUUAAUGAGACCAUAGGCUUACUGGUAAAAAGUACAUGAGGAGUUACUUCAGGGGUACUCUGGGCAGAGAGAAAUUCAGCUGUUGCUAUAGUAACCGCAAAUGAUUGGGAACCACUGGACUAAUGGAUCUGAUUCAUAUUUUUUCUUUAUUUUCUCUCCUAGUGGGCACAUGACUUGGUGGUCAUGGCUAACUAGACUGUAUUGCACAAAUGGGUUCCUCACAAAAGCCAUUGAACAAAGCUAGCCCUGCCUCUGUCUCUGAAUAUGGAUUCACUCUGGUGUCCCAGGUUCUUAUAAGCAAACCAUUUUCUGGUGAAUGGAAGUUGAUCAAUCUGCAUAGUUGUGACCAUUUAUUCCUUCAGUUCAGUUCAUACAUUUUUCUGGAAUGGGUAACGAUUGGCCUGACAACUGAAAUUACUAUUUGAACAAGUCACCUGAAACUGGAAUGAAUGAACUACUGUUUGUUAUGACACGUUCAUCCACACAUCAGACUUGUCACUGGAUUUGUAGAUCUGUCAGCCAACAUUCCCAUCCAAGUCUUCCUACAUAUCCUUAAACAGUUAGAUACUGUUUGUGUAUUUAUGGUGUGUGUGUGCAGAUUUCUAUGUCUAGAAAAUGGAGGUGCUCUGUGUGUGACUUGUCAGCAUUGACAUCAUGGAACUGGAAUUGUGUUUCUACUGUUGACAUCUCACACCAUAAAAACACAUUCUGGAACAAUGUAUUGUUUACAAAGUAUUAUAUCUUAUGUACCAUGUAUCCUCUUCAUCUUAACCUGACAGUUACUGGCUUUCAGACUGUUUGGGUUGUUUGUGUGUGGCUGAGAGCUGGACUGUAAUAGGGUAGGGGGUUGGGAAAGCCUAAGAUUUUAUAUAGUUUGGAUAAGCCUUUCCUCUGUGCUGUACUUCAGGAGACAGUGCAUUGCAAGAUGCUGGGGGACACAAAUACGAAUUUUCAGAGGAUUGAGACUGGUCCCUGCUCUCUUUGACUAGAAUACCAUUGAUUGCAAUAAACUGGAACUAAGAGCUCAAGUCUUUCUAAUCUGAAA
This is a messenger RNA of Salmo salar (Atlantic salmon), 6150 nucleotides long. Its product is annotated as inositol-trisphosphate 3-kinase C. Lineage: Eukaryota; Metazoa; Chordata; Actinopteri; Salmoniformes; Salmonidae. Gene Ontology annotation, biological process: inositol phosphate biosynthetic process; phosphatidylinositol phosphate biosynthetic process. Gene Ontology annotation, molecular function: inositol hexakisphosphate kinase activity. Gene Ontology annotation, cellular component: cytoplasm; nucleus. The record is from RefSeq and is a predicted model, not a curated record.